CGCGUUCUAGCGAGGCUUUUCAAGGAGGAGUGCCGGACGGGGUUUCUUUAUCUCGUGGCGUUUCUGAUGAAGAAAAGCGGCGCUUUUUGAUUUCCGCAGCAAAGUGAGUCCGAUUCUGGGUCGUGUUCUCUCUCUCUCUGCUUCGUCGGUCGCGUGGUGUAAUUGCACCGAAGGACCUACCACACCACGUAGCGUUUCGCCGCGGUCUCAGCCCGGGGUGCAGUGGACUUUUUCUGCGUGUGUUUCACUCAGCUUUUUCCUGAAAUCAUUGCGGCAGAACGCGAGGAGCUUCUGCAGACUUUGGGCGCGGCUUCCCGCAGUCUAAUGCACUGUGUGUGAGGCGAAGAAAGCCGUCCCGACAUGGCCGUGGACCGGCCACAUGGUCGCUGGCGUAAAGCGUAGCAGGAUGUGGAACGGGUGUCCGUUAUGCGGCUAAGAAGAGAGGGCCAGAACUCGGGAUUUUGGGUUCUUGGCUCCGCACCAAGCCAGUUUCUUUCGCUUCAUCUACGGGCUGCAUGUUUUUUUCGUCCCCAGCUUCUUUUCCGGAACUUUUUCAUUCGAAAACGUCGACUUUUCUGCCACUCGCGAAUCUCGUCUCUCAUCAAACACGCUAUAGAACGGUGAAGUGCCGCCACUCUCGGUGAAAACGCGGUGGCGCGAGCCUUUUCGUGGGUCGUUUCCCCCCCUCUUUUUUCGUUUUCUUCGCCUGGUCUCGAGUAUUUCCAAAUCCCUGCCUUUUUCGCGCACCUCCCUUCGCGCUCCUCUCCGCUUUUCCACGUGCGCGCUGCACUCUCCGGCUCUCCUCCACCGUCCGCCUCUCCACCGGUGAACGCCGUAUUGCCAGCAAAUUUUUCGUCUCGCUGGCUUUCUCGCCUUUCAAGAAAGCACGCCUUUCUGCCUCGUGGCUUUGAUUUCCACUGGAACCGACAUGAAGAUGGCCUUUUUGUCACUACGUUUCCGUCGCUUUUAAGCCCAUUCCAUUUCCCCCCGGUUUUCACCUUCCACCGACAUCUGCUCCUCCGUUUCUGCUUCUGCUUUUGCAGGGACACAGUUGGACAGCCACAGUUUACACGUCAGAGAUCCUUGCGACAGCGGCACUAUGGUGCUCGCUCCUCACCCAUCGCCUCAGAAUCAACUUCUCCCUAUGCAGCCUGCGUUGCGGGUGGAGUGCACGACGUGGCACAGAGAUAGCCACGAUUUGUUUGACUACGAAACACGACAUGUGAAUGUGAAGCAGUUCGUGGUGACGCGUUCAGCGCGUCUCUUUCGCCUGGACGCAGACAUCAACUGCGUCCUCGAAUCAGCCCCCGUCCCUGGACCUCCCGCCCUCGCCCAGAGCGCCGCGGCCUCCAACAGCGCCACACCGGAGGCUCGAGACGGCGCCGCGCCCGGAGCCCAAGGCGCUUGUGGCGCGCAGAGCGGAGACCACAGAGACUCGGCGCCGGCGACUGGCGGAGCGUCUGCAGACCGCGACCAGAACGGAGGCCAAGAGGAACGAGGCUCUGGAGCCUCGGGAACGAGUGCAGGCGUCACUCAGGGAGAGUCUCAAAGUGCGAACGCAGCUUCCGCCGCGAAUGCUCAGACCGUCCCAGCAGCGGCGGGAGUAGUCGCAGCAGCGUCGAGCACGAGCUCGCCGCCUCUUCUGUCUACGGACUUCCUUCUUUCCAUCAAAUGCGUCAAAGACGGCAAGUUUGUUAUCGUUCCAGCAGAUCGGUCGCUGUGCGGCUCGGCAGCCACGACCUUGGUCCCGAAGAAACUGUGGUCCAUUGUCAGGGAGCAGAACAACAACAAGCACAUUCUGCAGGAAGGCGACGUUAUCAAGUUAGGGCGUUUCAAGCUCCGAGUCAAACAACUCGUGACAAAAAAGAAGUCCGAAGACAACGCCAUGGGUGAAGAAAGCGCAACAGGAGACGACGACAGCGCGCCGGAACUCCGUCUCGAAGAUGGCGAACCUCCCGUCUCACGUGCAGCCCCAGAGGAUAUGCAAUGCCGCAUUUGUCUGCUGGAGGGCAACCAAGAAGGAGACCCUCUGAUCUCCCCGUGUGAAUGUAAAGGCAGCAUCAAGUUCGUCCACGUUCAAUGUCUCCGCCACUGGAUCAACGGUAGACUCAACCUAAACGAGCAGCAGCAACGCAGUGCCUUCUUCUUCAAACAAAUCCACUGCGAACUCUGCAAAGUCCCCUACCCCACAGCUGUCAAAUACGAAAAAGAAGACGGCCAGACUACAGAACGCAUGCAAGUGGUGUCUGUGCCGAGGACGGAGCCGCCGUUCAUCAUCUUGGAGAACAUGGUGGGGGUCCAGCAGAAGGGCGUCCACGUCAUCAGCAUGGCCUCCAAGAAAGACUUGAAGCUGGGUCGUGGACAUGAGUCGGAUGUACGCAUUCCCGACGUCUCAAUUUCUCGCUAUCACGCGACCAUUCGCUUUGUCGAUGGUCACUUUCAGUUGGAGGACCACAACUCGAAGUUCGGCACUCUUGUGUGUCUACGCAAAGCUUUCCCCGUCGGCGAUGUUGAUGUCGCUCUCCAAGUUGGCCGCAGCGUCGUGAAGUUCUCGCUGGACGAGGCGCCGGUGACCGCGCCGGCGAUCGCGGAUGUCUCGAACGAAAUCCAGCGCCAACAGUCCCCAAUUCCUGAGCCUUCAUCUUUCCCUGCGGAGCAGUCUUCGUCUUCGGCGCCUGUGUCCGGCAGCGGAUCUUCGGGACCUUCUUCAUCUCAGGUCGCAGGCGCGCAUGCGUCUCUCUCUUCUCGCUUGCCUCCCCACCACGUCUUGGCGUCUCUUCUCUCGGCGGACAUUCGUCAGCACCAGGCCUCUCUCUCGUCUCACCCCCGCGGCGCAAAUUUCUCGUCCUUCAGCGACUUCCAGCUGCCGCCACACCUCGCCUCUGCGCCGCCGGGAGUCGCCGCCGCGGCUGCGGCUCUGGCCGCCGCAACCGCGGUCGCGAACCGAGGCGCGCCGGUUUCGAGCCGGGCCUCGAUGGGUCCCGCACCUUCGACCGCGUUGGGCUCCACCGCCCCUGUCGGGAAUGCCGCCGCCGCGGAUGCGGCGGUCGCAGCGGCGGCUGCCGCGGCUGCUGCGGCGCGCUUCGAAGAGGCGAUGGCGGCUGCGGCGGCGGCGGCCGCUGCGGCGAAUCAAGUGGCGGGGACUCGCGGGGGGCCUUCGAACGCUGGGAGUCCCCACGGGUCUCAGGGAGUCGAAGGGGGUCUCGAGGGGCUUCAGACGAGCCUCGCGAGCGAGGGAGUAGCGACGACCGCGGGAGGCUCGGGGCGCGUCGGCAACGCCUCGUAUGGCGACGGCUCAGUCCCGCCGUUCCUCGGAUUGCCGCAUGCACGGAGCGCGAACUCAAGCUCCGGGUCAGUCGCGAGUCCUUCUGGGAGCUCGAACGCCUUCGCACAUGCAAGCGCGAGUGCUCAGCAGUUGUUUGCGUUGCACCAGCAGCUGCAGCAGCUCCAGCAGGCGCAGCAGCUGCAACAGGCGCAGCAGGCGCAGCAGGCGCAGAUGUCCUCUUCGAGCCCUGCCGCGUCGGCGCUCUGCUCGCGCUCCCUCCCCGGGACAGUCUCUUCUUCUCAGCAGGUGCCUCUGCACUUGGCACUGGCAGCCGUGCUUCAGCAGCAGCAGGAAGCAGCGGCUGCGGCGACGCGCGUGUAUGAAGGUCUCGGGGCUCCUGCGUCUGGCGGCGCUUACGGCCAUGCGACUCCGGCGCCUCUUUCGCAGAGCCAGCUGGCCGGAACUGUGAGCGCGCCCAACAGCAGUCCCCGAACCGCGCAGCCGCGGGCCACCAGCCCCCAUGGCUUUGUGCGGCAGGGGUCCUUCUUCAGCGGUUCCUCGAACCACACACCCAGAAGCGGCCCCGGAGGCGCCAGUGGAACCCACUCGUACCCCCCGAUGGUUCUCUCCUCUGCGAGUCCAAGCGCCGUCAACGGCUUCCACGUGUCUCCCAGAGGCACCACGCAUGCAAAUCUCGGGGCCGCGCAUGGGGCAGGAACGCCCCCGCACGCGCAUGCAUUCGCGAGCUCCCAGAGCGGCGUGACGCCGGCGGCGGUUCAGGGCGGCGGACCUGCCGGGAGCUCUGGAGUCGGGCCGGGCAGUGGACCUCUCUGCAUGCAGCAAGGCCUCAGCUACCCCGAGGAAGUCGGCAGCGCCCACGCCGGGGGUCCGAACGCCCGCGUCUCUUCAGACGGAAGUGCCACCAGUGGAGGCGUCUGGCUUGGCGGCAACUGCAGAACGAGUCUGUAACAAGAGCAAGGCGAAAAAGAGAGGAAAAAAGCAAGGCGAAGAAGAGAGGAAAAAAGCAGGGGGAAGAAAGAGGGGAGGACACGGUGGAGAGGAAGAGAGAAGGAGAGCGAGGUGCUUGGAAUUGGGAGGAGCGCGAGGGGUGAGAGUGUUUGGGGUAUUGAAAAGGGUGACUUGAAAACUCGACAGAAAGAAGCGCCGAAAGCGACGGAGUCGCGGAGGAGAACAGCAAGGGCAGAAGAAGGCCGCUCUCGAAGGCCGUACAGCAACGGAGUGUGCAUGGAGAGAAGAAGAAAGAGUCUCCGGCUGAGAGCGUACGAAGGGGUCGUGGAGAAAGGGGGAUGCCGCGCCGGCUCUGCAAGUCGCGCGUGUGGCUCGUCGCGACCGGCACAGAGGGGUGCGAGAGAGACUUUGUUUUCUCAUGUAAGGGAAAUGCAGCAAGAUUAGCUUCGGUGCAUUCCGCGCGUUUCGACUGGAAGACGGGUGCGAGUUGAACAGGUCAAAGGACGUUUGUUUCCUGCUCGCUGUCAGACGGUCGGAAACGUGUGGGGAGUAGCAUACACUCUGUACCUCUUUUCUCUAGUUGUGUGCUCUCGCGAGUGUACAUGCACCUCUGUCUGUCACUGUGAACGUCGUACGCGGCGCUGGCCGAAGGGUCUGGCGUCGGGGCGUUGCUCGUCACUCUGGAGCCGCAGACAAACCCCCUCUUCGUGUAGAGUGCAACGAGGUUCUGCCGCGCGAGGCCCACGGGUGGAGUGUACAGCUGCGGUUCAGAGACGAAGGCCAUGUCCGUAUUCUAUCUCCUAUGGAAUCUCUCGUGUGUGAUGUCCUCGGCCUCGGGCACCACACCGGGACUUCUUUGGGCGGAGAUCUUUUCUUAAACUCGUACUUCAGCACAGCGUCGCUGCUAGCACAGAAACCGCACGCUGCUUCCGUCUCGGUGCACAGUCAGACGGAGUCCCUCACUGCAUGCAGCGGAGUGUUUAUGCGAGAAAAGAACGACCCAAUGCAAGAAGCCGACAAGAACGCCCUUUUGAGUAAAGAAAUCUGUGAAAUCACCCAAGAGAAGACACGUAUUUUUACGCAUCACACGGAGGCCGAACGCUUAUAGCAAGGAAAAAGGUAGAAUGUGCAUUGGAUAAACAGUGGGCGUCGAUUCUCUUCUGAGGGGCUGGCACACACAUGGGGGUAUUUCUUCUGUUCGGUUUCCUCGGGGAAGCCGUUUUCUGCAGCUUGGACAAUUCACGGACAAAGGGGAGCGGCUGCGAACGUCGGAAACGAACUAGUUUUAACACAGACUUAACAAGGAAGUUUAUAAUUGAGGAAAUGUCGCUUUGCGCUUAGCG
Molecule: messenger RNA, 5577 nt
Organism: Toxoplasma gondii ME49
Lineage: Eukaryota; Apicomplexa; Conoidasida; Eucoccidiorida; Sarcocystidae
Product: FHA domain-containing protein
Exons: 10
Coding region: 1100-4234 (1044 amino acids)
Molecular function (GO): zinc ion binding; protein binding
Source: RefSeq, a predicted model, not a curated record